UCUAGACAGGCCCCAUUUCCAGCAGCCAUUUCUCCAACACCUUAUCCUUGAUUAAUCAUGCUAAAUUGCUAAUUUGGUACUAGAAAUUCACUUGCCGUUAUAUCUAUAUAUUUGGUUUGUUAAAUGAAGAUUAACAUUGUCUUUGUGUUGCCACGGUAUGCAAUAGAGUUUCUCUAGAAACUCAUCAGUCAAUCGUUGUUUUGAGGAAUGAAGGCUAUACAAUUCAUAAAAUUACCAAUGAACUGAAGAUUUCAUCCAAAGGUGUACACUACAGUCUUCAAAGACAAAGGGCAACUGGCUCUAACAAGGACAGAAAGAGAUGUGGAAGGCCAGAUGUACAACUAAACAAGAGGAUAAGUACAUCAGAGUCUCUAGUUUGAGAAAGAGAUGCCUCACAUGUCCUCAGCUGACAGCUUCAUUGAAUUCUACCCGCUCAACACCAGUUUCAUGUACAACAGUACAGAGAAGACUCAGGAGUGCAGCCUUAUGGGAAGAAUUGCAAAGACAAAGACACUUUUGAAACUGAAAUCAAAAACUAAAAGGUUAGAGUGGACAACGAAACACAGACAUUGUACAACACAUCAUUGGAAAAGUGUGUAAUGGAUAUUAAUUCCAUUGAGCUUUUGUGGGAUCAGCUAGACUGUAAGGUGUGUGAGAAGUGCCGACAAGACAGACACAUCUAUGGCAAGUGCUACAGGAAGUGUGGGGUGAAAUGUCAUCUUGAGUAUCUGGACAAACUAACCGCUAGAAUGCCAAGAAUCUGCAAAGCUGUCAUUGCUGCACGUGGAGGAUUUUUUGAUGAGAAGUCUUUGAAGUAGUUUAAGAAGUUCUGAACAUUUCUUUCAAAUUAUAAUAGUCAUUAUUCAGUUUUUAAUGUCCUAACUAUACAUUGUGAUCAGUUGAAUGCCACUUUGGUGAAAAAAAAGUAACAAUUUCUUUCCAUAAGAGCAAAAUCUGUACAUUAUUCCAAACUUUUGGCCACCAGUGUGUGUGUGUGCGCGUAUAUAUAUAUAUAUAUAUAAAUUAAAAAGCACUAAAAACACUACACAUACAUUUUCACAGUUUUAAGUAGCUAUACAUUUACAUUACAUUUAAAUCUAAUAUUUUAUUUUAACUAUGAUUUAAGAGAGCUGUUCGCAUUAAACUCAUUAAAAUAUGGUUUAGUUGUGAUAUUGUUAGCUGUUGCUUAAUCAUUUAGCCCAAGAUAUGCAACGGGACAAAACACUGACUCUAAAACAAACUCAUGUGUUUUUGAUGACGGACAGUAGAAUAUAGCCUAUGAUCACUUCCCCUGUUGAUUUUUAUUUUUCUCUGAUAAAAUGAUCGCGAAAAACUGUAUGAAGCAGUUGGUGAAUUGCACGACACCUGCUGGAUACGUUGAUAAUGACGUCACCGACCUGCGUCGAAUGCGUGGAUGAAGGACCCCGAUCAGCAGCGUGUAAUACUGCACGAACUGCGUUUAUAGACCUUUUCACACUAUGAAGUGAUCAACUGCAGGGUAAACUUCGACAGUGGUGAAUGGGAGAUCAUAGAAAAUAUUAUUUUCACAAACCCAUUUGUAUCAAGACGAAAAUAAAAAAAAUCUACUAUUAAAUUUAAAGUUCAAGUGCUGUUAAGUGUGAAGAGGAUGCAGAAUUGAAGGGGCCAGUGAUUGACCAGAGAAAUGUUGCAGAGAUGUUCCAGCUGAAAUAAAGAAGGAAUGGCGUAUCACACAAUGCAGAUGAGAUCUGCUGAUGAAGGGCAGACAGUAUUUUUCACCUAUAUACACUGCAGAUGAAUCUUCGAGUGCAGCUGCAGUGUAAGAACUUGCAUGAGUACUUGAGGGAACUGAGUCCAGAGAUCCUCGACAGACUCUACAAUCAUCCCGCAACAUGUCUGGCCGUCUACAGGGAACUUCCAGGAUUGGCAAAGAAUUAUGUAAUGCGGAUGCUGUUUUUAGACCACCCUCUUCCACAGGCCGCGGUCGCACUGUGGGUUAAGAAAGACAGUCAAAAAGACCAUGAUCAGUGUGUAUCUGUGUUAACUGGCCUACGGCUGUGGCACAGUCAGCAGCUUCAGGGUGGACUCCAAGGCUUUGUGCUUAACCCUGUGUUUAAAGAUAACCUGAGGAUAGCACUGCUGGGCGGGGGUAAACCGUGGGCAGAUGAGGGCAGCAGUCUGGGUCCUGAUCGCCAUGCAAGGGACGUAGAGAGUCUCGACCGCUAUGCAAUGGAGCGAUGGGAGGUCAUCCUUCACUUCAUGGUGGGAUCUCCCUGUGCUGCUGUCAGCCAGGAUCUGUCACAGCUCCUCAUAAAGGCUGGGCUCAUGAGGAGUGAGGCUGGUGAAGCUCCUUAUAUCACUUCAGCAGGGUUUCAGUUUCUGCUACUAGACACGGCAUCUCAGCUGUGGUACUUCACUCUGCAGUACCUCAACACAGCACAGUCAAGAGGUAUGGACCUGGUGGAGAUUCUUUCCUUUUUGUUCCAGUUGAGUUUUUCCACUCUUGGUAGGGAUUAUUCUGUGGAGGGAAUGAGUGAGUCUCUUCUCACAUUUUUGCAGCAUCUGCGAGAGUUUGGCCUGGUUUUCCAAAGAAAGAGGAAGUCAAGGCGGUACUACCCAACAAGGUUGGCCAUAACUCUAGCUGCAGGCGUCACAGCAAACACCGCCUCAUCCUCUGCACUGGGAGCCACGCUCAGAACAGGAGACACAGGCUUCAUCGUGGUAGAAACCAACUAUCGCAUCUAUGCGUGCACUAACUCUGAGCUACAGAUUGCGCUGGUAGCUCUAUUUAGUGAGAUGCUGUAUCGGUUUCCUAAUGUGGUGGUUGCUCAGGUAACCAGAGAGUCAGUGCAGCAGGCCAUUGCUAACGGCAUUACUGCACAGCAGAUAAUUCACUUUUUAAGGACCCGAGCACAUCCAGUAAUGCUUAAACAGACCCCCGUCCUCCCCCCGGCCAUCACAGAUCAGAUCAGACUGUGGGAGCUGGAGAAAGAUCGCUUGCAGUUCACUGAGGGAGUAUUAUACAACCAGUUUUUAUCCCAGGCUGAUUUUGAAGUGCUGCGGGAUCGGGCUCAGGGUUUAGGUGUAUUGGUGUGGCAGAACCCCGCUCACAGGGUCAUGGUGGUAUCGCCACAUGGACACAGCGAGGUCAGGAGAUUCUGGAAAAGACAGAAGAGUCAUACUUAAAGAAAAAAACAUUGUAGAAGAGACCUAAAAAUUUACAAGAUUCAUCAUUCGUUUGAAGGCUCUGAGAACAACACAAACCCACUGUAUACAGUCUCAUCACAGCGUUAUUGCUUAUAUAGAUGGACAGAGGACAAACCUUCAAUGUGGAGGAAAACCAGUUUUCAUUCAUUUAACUGCAAUAAUAUUCAGUAAUAUUAUCUAAAAAAAACUCCUUGUUUUCUAAAGCUUUGAUAUUUACUAAGCUGCUUUUGCUAGAUUACUUGUUUGUGUCUGAGGAAAAUUGCCAAAAAUAAAUACAGUUUCCAUGAAUUGUAUAACAUGGAAAUUUAGUCCAUGACAUUUCCAUUUCAUAGCAAUUAAGAGGAAAAAGAGAUUCUCAAUGGAAAUUCAGAUGCACAAUGAGCUUCAGGGUGAUCGAAUAAAUAAUAGCGAGACUAAAGUUCUAGAAAAUAUGUUUUACAGUUCACAUUUUACCUCAAAAUCACAUUACAGUAAUGAGAAUGAGAUUUUUGUGUAAUGGUGAUGUGAAUGGGAGAAGUUGUGCUAAAUUGUCAUGACUCCUUAAUACUCAAUACUCUUAAAACAGGCUGCUGUUUCUUUAUGCAGUUCUUAUUUUUCUUUGUUGUGUAAUAUGGUCAGGACAUGCUAUAUAUGGCCCAUUUCUGCCACAUAAAACAAAUAUUUUGUGCUUUGGUAUGUCAUAAUUAUGAGAUACAAAUUCAUAAAUAUGAGAUAAAAUGCUUAAAUUUGUGAUGCUAAAUU
Messenger RNA from Xyrauchen texanus (razorback sucker), 3927 nucleotides. Its product is annotated as general transcription factor IIH subunit 4-like. Gene Ontology annotation, cellular component: transcription factor TFIIH core complex; transcription factor TFIIH holo complex. The transcript is spliced from 16 exons. Bases 1774 to 3165 code for a protein of 463 amino acids. Gene Ontology annotation, biological process: nucleotide-excision repair. Gene Ontology annotation, molecular function: ATPase activator activity; double-stranded DNA binding. NCBI's taxonomy places the organism in Eukaryota, Metazoa, Chordata, Actinopteri, Cypriniformes, Catostomidae. The record is from RefSeq and is a predicted model, not a curated record.